Messenger RNA from Daldinia vernicosa, 1836 nucleotides. RefSeq names its product MFS general substrate transporter. NCBI's taxonomy places the organism in Eukaryota, Fungi, Ascomycota, Sordariomycetes, Xylariales, Hypoxylaceae. The coding region runs from base 233 to 1690 and encodes 485 amino acids. Gene Ontology annotation, molecular function: transmembrane transporter activity. The record is from RefSeq and is a predicted model, not a curated record. The transcript has a single exon. Gene Ontology annotation, biological process: transmembrane transport.
UAAUUAUGGCUGUCGAGUCAGCGAGUUCUCGUGGUAUGAGGUCAUCGAUGAUCGACCUGCAGGAACACAACGCCUCCUACAAGAUGUUAUCCAAUAAGCAAGCUUCGAUAUUCGCUCCGUAACUACACCUCAUAAACCACCGUAUCAAGCAAGCUUUACUAACUAUAACACAUACACUUACACUUACACAUACACAUUCACAAACACAAGCACAAACACAAACACAUCCAAGAUGACGUCUGCGCCUUGGCUUCUUCAUUGGCGUUCUAACACGGUAUUCAUCAUUGCGACUGUUGCGAUUGGGCUUUUCACCGAUUUAUUCUUAUACGGAUUAGUUGUUCCCGUUCUACCCUUUAUGUUGCGCAAUAGGUUAUCCAUACCUGAACAUGAGAUACAGUCUCACGUCUCUAAUCUUCUGGCCGCCUACGCAGGCGCUUCGGUCGUCUCCUCCGUUCCGGCUGGGUGGAUCGCGGAUCGGACGAGUUCGCGCCAGGCCCCGUUUCUAUGUGGCCUCACCGCUUUGCUAGCAGCUACUAUUAUGCUAGCUCUGGGACAGAGCCUACUCGUGCUCUUCGUUGCUAGGGUUCUGCAAGGAAUCAGCGCGGGAGUCGUUUGGACCAUCGGCUUUGCCAUGGUCUUGGACACCGUCGGCUCGGAGAAUUUAGGGAAGGUCAUCGGUUCCAUGUUCUCCCUCAUCUCCGUAGGUGGACUAAUGGCGCCGGUCAUCGGGGGCGUGCUUUACGAGAAGACCGGAUAUGCAGGUGUCUUCGGAGUAGCAGCGGGUGUCUUGGGACUUGAUUUUCUUAUGCGACUCUUGGUAGUAGAGAAGAAGACAGCUGCCAAGUACAAUGUCGACCAAGUGCCACAUUCUCAGGAUGGGGAACAAGAUUCGCAUAGAGAUCAUGAAGCGACCCAAAGUGACAGCGUUGAAGACGCUACCGAGCACGAUGCCUUAUUGCACAAUAAGAAGCUCAAAGACGGCGAUAUCGAGUCAUACAAGAUUCGGCACGAACCUAACCGGAUCGUCCGAGCAUUGCCAAUACUGGUUUGCUUCCGAAGCCCUAGACUCUGUGUAGGGAUGUUCCUAUCAUUCGUCCAAGCUUCUCUCCUAGGUCUCUUUGAUGCCACGAUCCCGACGCAAGCGCAGAGCCUUUUCGGCUUCACCGCUCUACAUGCAGGACUUCUGUUUGUUGCUCUAUAUGUUCCUUAUCUCAUAUCAGGACCCCUAGCUGGGUGGGCAGUAGACCGAUAUGGCACCAAGUUAGCCGCCAUCGUUGGAUUCGGAUCUUUAGUUCCAUCCCUGAUUUUGCUUCGGCUUCCAUCGGAAGACCUAUUAUCUGGAACAAGUAAUGUUAUCGUAUAUUGCGCGAUGCUAGCUCUGAAUGGCGUGGGCUUAGGCAUCAUAGGUUCGCCUGGUGUGGUUGAGGCCAGUGAUGUUGUUGAGAAAUUCGACAAGGCCAACCCGGGAUUCUUCGGCGAUAACGGCCCAUAUGCUCAACUGUAUGGCUUCAAUUCACUAUUCUUCUGUACGGGUCUUACUGUCGGUCCUGUUGCAGCAGGAGCUCUUCGUGACGGGAUCGGAUAUGGCAAUAUGACUCUUGUAUUUGGUCUUAUAUCAGCUUUUACCGCUGUUCUAUCAUUCUUCAUUAUUGGCGGGGGGCCUCGCUGGAAUCUUGUUCGUCAACGAUAAGACGAUAAAAUGUUCAUGUUAUGACUAUCCUAAAAAUCAAAACUGCUUUAACUAGUUUCAAAUAAAAGUCUUCUCAGUAGUGCUCAUUUCUACCACACUAAGAUCAUACGAGGAGCGAAACAAACAAGAUGCUUUAAUAUUGAUAA